AUGAGGGUAUUUACAGCGUUUUCUGUGGUUUACAUUUUUGGGCUCUGUCUCCCAGCCUACGCUGCGCGCGAGACUAGCCAACUGCCAUUCACGCUCACCAAGACGAAGGAAGAUGGCGUAUCACUCGUGAAAUGCACGGCCGUUGAGGGAAAUGCGACCACCACACUUGCCUUUGACGGAAAGGUGAUGUGGGAAGGCGAAGAAGGCGUGCAGUGCUCUUCUGCCUACCUCUACUUUGACGGUAACAGUCCCAAGCUCCUGCUGGUAAACUACCAGGACGAAAAUGGAAAGGGUUCUGUUGUGUACAGACACAAAGAUGGAAAUAGCUGGAGGAAUCACAGUCAGAGUAGCCACGAAUCUAUGCUUAGAGACUUGAAGGAGGCAGCAAAGAAAAAGGGAACCAAGUCUACAUCCGACUCCAGUACGCUCGAUGUCACCAUGCCCGACGAGGACUACUUUGAUGUCAGCGAGAAAGUGGCUGGAGAACUCAAGACCUACACAUACACUCCAAAGGGUAACGCUGCUGUAAACUUGGUCACAUGCGGAACCUAUGAUGUUGCCAGACUCAACACUGGUGAAAAGUUCAAGUCUGGAGUUUUGCACCUCAAGAACAGCCGUAGCCCGCUCUUCUACCUAGUCGUUGACAAGCAUGGAAGUAACGAAAAGAGGUAUUACGGCAGAGAGAAUGGUGCCUGGACCACCUUUAGCAAGGAGGACUUUGACUCCCAACUUGCUGAAAUGAAGCAAACUUCUGUGGGAUAUGUCCUUGAUAUUAGCAAGGAUCCAGAGUCAAGCAAGGUUGUUGUAUCCAGGGAAUCUAGCAAGAAUCUUAAGAACAAGAGGUACAAUCCAAAGGCUAAUGUUAGGGUUACUUCCCUCGUUGAUGGACACACCCAAAUUUGGAGUGCAGAUGGCAACGAGAAGAUUGUCGGUGCCACCCUUUCUACUAGGGAUGACUGCCCUGCCUUGUUCCAGGUACAGAUUGAAACAUCUUCAGGUGACCUGCGCAAAUACUUCAAGGGACAGGAUGGCGCAUGGGCUACAAUCACCAAGAAGGCCUUCAAUGAUGCUAUGGAGAAGAUGAUUGAAGGAACCUCUGGAGUUAUACUUGGACUGGCUAAUACUGAUAAAACCAAGAUCAAAGUCUCUGAGAAGAAUGUUGAGGGAGUUACCAAGAAGGAUUAUAGCGCCAAGAGUGGUCAGUCUAUUGUUUCUGUUGUGGAUGGUCCUAAUGACAUCUGGUCAUCAGAUUCUGGGGACCUCGAAUCCGUGUAUGAAUACUUUAGAAGUGGACAUCCUAGACUACUUCACUUGGUCACAAAGGCUUCCAGAAGUGAUGGCAACAAAUACUUUAAAAAGUUGGGAGGCAAAUGGGAAUCCGUUACUAGGGAUGAAUUCAAUAAGACACACGAAGCUAUGAAGCAGGGUCCUGGACUUCACUCAUUGGAUAUUAGCCAAGACGACCAUGGCGCUGGUGUUGUUGGCGUCAGCAAAUCCACCAUGGAAACUGGAGCUACCCAGAAGAUCUUUGAGGUCAGCGAAGAAGCGGAAAUCACUGCAGUUACUGAUGGCUCACAAGAUUUAUGGGCUGCAGAGGAUUCCGAAAAAUGCGUUGGUGUCACCGUUCAUUCCAAGGAUGAUCUCACAGUCUUGUCCUUGGAUGUUAAGGAUGAUGAAGGACGAUUCACAACCAGAAACUAUGAAAAGUCAGGUGACAAAUGGACAGAAGUUGAUGAGAACGAGUACAGUGAAAAGCUUGAUGACCUCGCUGACCUACCGGAAUCUGACCAAGAUGGUUCAUCUCUCAGAGGAGGCGGUUAUAGAUUCACAAUUAACAUCGCAUCUGAUAUGUCAGGAGACCGCGUUAGUGUUGUUCAUCCAACCAGCUCUAAUCCAUACAUGGUUGUAAAUGCACUUGCUGGAACAGUGGUAACCAGAGUCACUGAUGGAAAGAAAAAUGUAUGGCAGCGUAGGAACAAAGAAUCAUGCCUCACAGCUGCCUUCUUCUUGAAGGAUGGAGAACCACUCCUUGCCAAAUUGCUGAUUAGAGAUGGAAUCAACAUCUCCACACAGUACUUUAAAAAGUCAGACAGAUGGCAUCCGACCGAUCAACGCAGCUACCAGAAGACCGUUGACGAACUCUCCGGAGGAGAGGGUGGUGAGUACGGCGAUGACGAAGACGACGGUGAAUAUGAUGAGGAUGAUGGCGAAGACGAAGAUUCCUUCCUCACAGUUUCCGUGUACAGUAUUAUCCCAAUCGUGCUUGUAGCAUUCGGCACUAUUUUCUAA
Molecule: messenger RNA, 2289 nt
Organism: Theileria equi strain WA
Lineage: Eukaryota; Apicomplexa; Aconoidasida; Piroplasmida; Theileriidae
Exons: 1
Coding region: 1-2289 (762 amino acids)
Source: RefSeq, a predicted model, not a curated record